Molecule: messenger RNA, 936 nt
Organism: Lipotes vexillifer (Yangtze River dolphin)
Lineage: Eukaryota; Metazoa; Chordata; Mammalia; Artiodactyla; Lipotidae
Gene: SERHL2
Product: serine hydrolase like 2
Exons: 12
Coding region: 1-936 (311 amino acids)
Cellular component (GO): membrane
Source: RefSeq, a predicted model, not a curated record
AUGGGUGAAGGUCUAAUCUCAGAGCUGAAGCUCGCUAUGCCCUGGGGCCACAUUGCUGCCAAAGCCUGGGGCUCCCACCAGAGCCCCCCAGUUCUCUGCCUUCACGGGUGGCUGGACAACGCCAACUCCUUUGACAGACUCAUCCCCCUUCUCCCAAAAGACUUUUAUUACGUUGCCAUGGAUUUCGGGGGUCAUGGGCUGUCAUCCCAUUAUAGCCCAGGUUUCCCGUAUGACCACCAAAACUUUGUGAGUGAGGUCCGAAGGGUCGCAGCAGCCCUGAAAUGGAACCGUUUUUCCCUCCUGGGCCACAGUUUUGGUGGCACUGUGGGUGGAAUGUUUUCCUGUAUCUUCCCCGAGAUGGUGGAUAAACUUGUCUUGCUGGAAUCCUCGCCAUUUAUCCUGGAAACUAACGAACUGGAGAACAUGCUGACCUACAAGCGGAGAGCCAUAGAGCACAUGCUGCAGGUGGAGGCCUCCAAGAAGCCCUCGCAAGUGGUCAGCCCGGAGGAGAUGCUGCAGGGGUUCCUGAAGAACAACAGUCAUGUGGGAGACGAGUGUGGGAAACUCCUCCUGCAGAGAGGAACCACACAGGUGGCCACAGGUCUGUUUCUGAACAGAGAUCGGAGGAUCACUAGGCCAGAGUAUUACUUCAAUUUCAUCAGCAGGGAGCUGUUUAUGCAUUCCAUCAGGAAGCUGCAGGCCCGCGUCCUGUUCAUCAAAGCAACCCAAGGGUAUUACGAUCUGAGGAGAGAGAAUGAUGCCAACAUGGAGCUCGUGCUAUUCGUGACCAGCUCACUGAGAUCCACCCUGAAAGAGAGGUUCCAGUACGUGCAAGUCCCCGGCAACCACUACGCCCACAUGAACCAACCAGAGCACAUGGCUGGUGUCAUCAGCUCCUUUUUACAGAGCAAGGAGAGGAUCCCAGCCCAGCUGUAG